Molecule: messenger RNA, 1098 nt
Organism: Neurospora hispaniola
Lineage: Eukaryota; Fungi; Ascomycota; Sordariomycetes; Sordariales; Sordariaceae
Exons: 3
Coding region: 484-1098 (204 amino acids)
Source: RefSeq, a predicted model, not a curated record
CACCACCUCAUCUGCUGUCUUGGCUCCUGCCCGCUCCUUCCAAACCUACAGAGCACUAACACCACGGCAAUCAAGGCCACUGCCAUGGCAGUUAUCCGGUACUUGCGCAACUACCACCCAACCGUCAUUUCUCCGCAGUCAAAUGCCCACCAGCUGGUUGUUCCUUAACAGCAGCUGCCGCAGUUCCCACGAAGUGAGGGCAGUCACGGUCUGCACUCCACCAUACACUCCAGGCAAGCUCGGCCGGCUUCGAUGCCGUCUCUUUGUUCGGAUUUCCAAAACCAAACUCAGCAGGAAUUCACUUCAUUGAUCAAGUCAAGCGGGGGCGGAGGCGAAAGGCAAUACCGACCGGGAGCAUUUCCUGCUAAAAGAACACCACCCGACAACUCUAUUUCGAUGAUGCCCGUCGACCUCCCACGGCCUCAUCUCAGCCAUCCGUCACCGAGCUGUAGCAGCCACCACUAACAGUUCGAUAUCGCCAAAAUGGGUCGCAAAGAUAGGAACCCCACCUGGCGAGAAGCCAAUAUUUGGGAGAAGCCCACCCGGAGAUACAGCACCUGGGCGACGACCACAACAUGGAGAACAAACACAUGGGCCAGAGAUGAUGUCGACCCCGAUCCCGAGGCUCAAAAGCAUACAGAGGAGGCGAAGACCAAGAAGCCAUCAAGAUGGCGAUGGCGUUCUUUGGCGUCACUAGCACAGUCCAGCCCUAGCCUGCGACAUGUACAAGCCCGCUUUCCCCUGGAUCACCCAUCUCCACUGCCCUUUCCUGUGCAUUUCAGCGUCUCCUCCACCACUCAGGAGCCAGGAACCAGCGGAAAAGGAGGCCCCAUGGACACCAUCCACGUUUCGACUUCCGUUCGACUGGACCCUUGGAGGAAACAUCAGACAACACCUCUUGACUGGUCUGGACAUGGGAGCCAGGAAUGGUCAACACAGCCUCAACACCAAGCAGCCCACGGACAGUCUCGCAAAAAGGGAACCAAAAAGGGCGAAAUCUCAGCAUGGGCGAGACGCGGACACAGCGGAAGCAGGCCAUCCGUCGGUGUUAGUGGUCAACAUGUUCCACGCUGCCAUUGGCAUAACAGCAACACCUGA